Molecule: messenger RNA, 1512 nt
Organism: Closterium sp. NIES-65
Lineage: Eukaryota; Viridiplantae; Streptophyta; Zygnematophyceae; Desmidiales; Closteriaceae
Source: the annotation of a GenBank genome assembly
AUGCGAGUUCUCGAAGCGCUUGCCCUCAACAACACUGCUUGUUGGGUUCCCGCGCACUUCUUCCUCUGUUCCUUCCGCCGUGGCUGCAGCGGAGCGGGUUCCGCCGCCGCCAGCAGCAAAACAUCCCAUAGCGGUCAAAUUUCCUCGUACAUCUACCUUCGGGCUGUCGCAUCGUCGCUAGCGUCGUCGUGCAACAUGCUGCCGAGACCACUUCUGACAGCUGCCACCAUGGUGGCGGCGCACGGGUAUCCGGCGUACCGCUGCUUCAAAGCCAUGCAGCGACGCCGACCUGACAUGCACGAGGUCCUCUUCUUCUGCCAGUUCUGGGUGCUACUAUCGCUGCUGGCCCUUUUUGAGGGUCUCGCCGCGCCGCUGCUGGACUGGAUACCGCUGUACCACGAGGCCAAGCUCGCCUUUAUCAUCUACCUCUGGCACCCCUGCACGCAGGGCACAGAGAUUGUGUACGGGUCGAUGCUGCAACCUCUGCUGACCCGCCACGAGCCAAUCAUUGACCGCCACCUGGCACACCUGGAGGAGCGGGGGAGGGACAUGGCUGUGGAAUGUUGGCGUGCUGGCGUGGCAUACACUGGUGCUCGAUUCGAGGAGCUCAUUGCUUACCUGGCGUCCCUGUCAGCACAGGCUGCUGCGUCAGCAGCACUGCGAGGAAUGGACGGGAGUGGGAGGCGGGAGGAAAGGGAGAGGAGGGAGAGCGAAGUUGAGGUCCUGAGGAGUGAGAGGCCGGAUGGAGCAGAGGGUAGGAAGGGAGAGGAGGAGCAGCAGGAGGAGGUGAGGGGGAGGAGGAAGUACCUGCAGCAGUACGGAGGGGAGGCGGUGCAGCUGAGGUCGGCAGUGGGAGUGCAGAAGGGGGGGUAUGAGAGACGGUUGCAGGGAGAGGAGACAGAGGGAACACCCAAUAAUGGGCGGAAAGCAGAGGCGGAGGAGCAGAGGGUGCAGCAGGGGAGCGAGCAGAGGGAGGGGGUGCAGAGGCAGGCAGUGCGGUACAGGAAUGUGGACUCGGAUUCGGAUGGGGACGGUGGGGAGAGCGAUGGGGCGAGUGGUGGGAGUGGAGCGAGCAGUGAGUUCGAGAUGGUGGACGCUGAGAGGGAGUUCAGCACGGGAGCAGCAGCAGAUGAGCGUGCAGCUGCUGCCGCAGCUGGCUCUGCUGGCACAGGGCGAGGUGGUGGAAGUGGGUGGUGGGGGAGUAAGCACCUGGCUGCAGGCCUUGCGGGUCUGGGCCGAGCUUUGAGCCCUUCAAACAGCCAAGCAAGGCAGGCAGCACCACCACCUGCCAUGCUGCACGGCACUCUGCCUCCGGCUGCACUGCUGCCAGCUGGGGUUGCGGGUGGCCAGGGGGGCGGUAGCAUCGAUGCUGCUGCUGCUGGGUUUGAUGACGUGGCACCAGAUCAAGUGGAUGACGUGGCAGCAGCCACAGUGGUGGGGGAGGCUUCGCCUCAUCCGAGUGGGAUCAACCUGCGCCCGCGGCGGUCCCAACGGCCGAAGAAGCAGUUUUAG